AUAGAGUAGCUGUGCCUUUAAUUUGCCAACAGCAAAACUGCAGAGAGUCUGUGCCUUGAAGGCAUCCCAUUACAGUGGAAUGAGCUAAGGAUCUGGGCUCAGCUAUAUAAACCAGGAGAAACUGCUUGCGCUAACCACAGUUUGCCUUACUAUCAAACAUCUCUCUCCCUCCCUCGCUCUCUUCUCCUCUCUGUGACUCAUCACACCUAUGCCACAGAUGGGACAAGUUUCCUGAGUUUUUUCUCUCUCUCAAGGCAGAAUAAGAAGAAAGUGGCUUUUAAGCAUCCUAGCUACCCCAUGGAGACUCGACAAAACAAGAGGAAUUAACGCUUAUCAACGGUAACCAGGGCUGACAAGAGGAGGAAGAGCGAAUUGGCACCAUCGCAUCUGAGUGGGGUCUUGUAAUUCUUCCUUAGAUUGCGAAGGUAAAGUAGAGAAGUCAUAAGAACAUCCCAAAGGACCUGAAACUCAACAUGGGCCUCCCUGCUUGGGCACUGGCCUUGGUGGCCAUCUCUUUAUUCCCUCCCCACGUCAGUGGUGGACUCAUCAAGAGAAUUAUUCGGCAGAAGAGGGAGACUGGGCUCAACGUCACAUUGCCAGAGGACAACCAGCCCGUGGUCUUUAACCAUGUCUACAAUAUUAAUGUCCCCGUGGGCUCUCUGUGCUCUGUAGACUUGGACUCAGCAAGUGGUGACUCAGAACUAAAGCCUCAGACUGAGCCAAACAAACAGUAUCAGGAGCACACAUUGAACGAGGAGAACCAGAUUGUCUUUACGCACAGGAUAAACAUCCCACGGCGGGCCUGUGGCUGUGCAGCAGCCCCCAGUAUCAAGGAUCUCUUAAGCAGGCUUGAGGAACUGGAAGGACUGGUGUCCUCUCUACGAGAUCAGUGUGCCAACGGAGCUGGGUGCUGCCUUAGUGGACAGCCGGUAGAAGGUGCAGGUCCCAUUGAUUCCAGACCCUACUGCAGUGGACGGGGGAACUACAGCAAUGAUGUCUGUGGUUGCAUCUGUGAACCUGGCUGGAAAGGACCCAACUGUUCUGAACCAGAGUGCCCCCAGAAUUGCAACAGCAGGGGGCGAUGCAUCAAUGGCAAGUGCAUUUGCGAUGAUGGCUACACGGGGGAAGAAUGUGGGCAGCUGGCAUGCCCUGGGGACUGCAGUGACCAAGGCAAAUGUGUUGAUGGGCAGUGUGUGUGCUUUGAUGGCUAUGCCGGAGAGGACUGCAGCCUGGAGGUUUGCUUGGUGCCAUGCAGUGAGCACGGAAAGUGUGUGAAUGGGCAGUGCAUCUGCAAGGAAGGCUUCAGUGGGACAGACUGCAGCCAGCCUUUGUGUCUUAAUAACUGCAAUAACCGGGGGCGCUGCGUGGAAGAGGAGUGUGUGUGUGAUGAAGGCUACACUGGCAAUGAUUGCGGCGAGCUCAUUUGCCCCAACGACUGCUAUGACCGUGGCCAUUGCAUUAAUGGGACCUGCUUCUGUGAAGCUGGGUUCACUGGAGAGGACUGUGGCGACCUGGCGUGUCCCAACAAUUGCCACGGCAAUGGCCGCUGUGACAACGGUGUGUGUGUGUGCUAUGAAGGAUUCACAGCAGAUGACUGCAGUGAGCGGAAGUGUCCCGAAGACUGCAACAAGCAUGGCCGCUGCAUUAAUGGACAGUGCGUGUGCCAUGAGGGUUUCUUGGGCAUCGACUGUGGAGAAGUGAGGUGCCCCAAUGACUGCAACAACCAGGGGCGUUGCAUCAAUGGCCAGUGUGUGUGUGAUGAAAGGUUCAUGGGGGAGGACUGUAGCAAGCUGAGGUGUCCUAACGACUGUCACAAUCGUGGCCGGUGCAUCAGGGGACAGUGCAAGUGUGAUGAGGGGUUCAUGGGCAAUGACUGCGGGGACUUGAAGUGCCCCAAUGACUGCCACAACCAUGGAAGGUGCAUCAACGGGCAGUGUGUGUGUGAUGAGGGCUUUGUGGGCGAGGACUGUGGAGAGCUGAGGUGCCCCAAUGACUGCUACAACCAGGGACGCUGCAUUGAUGGCAAGUGUGUGUGUGAUGACGCCUUCAUUGGGAUUGACUGUGGUGAACUGCGCUGCCCCAACGACUGCAACGGCCAGGGCCGCUGUGUUGAUGGCCAGUGCGUGUGUGACGAGGGCUACACAGGGGAGGAUUGUGCUGAACAGACAUGCCCCAAUGACUGCAACAAUCGUGGGCGCUGCGUUUCUGGAGUCUGCGUGUGCAACGAAGGCUUUGUUGGUGAGGACUGCCAAGAACUGGCCUGUGUGAACAACUGCAAUGACCAAGGCCGUUGCGUGAACGGGCAGUGUGUGUGCGAUGAGGGCUUCACUGGAGUGUACUGCAGCCAACAGCAGUGCCCCAAAGACUGCAGUAAUCGAGGGCACUGCAUCAAUGGGAUGUGCGUGUGUGAUGAGGGAUACCAAGGGCCUGAUUGCAGCAAACAAUCCUGCCCCAACGAUUGCAGCGACCUUGGCCGCUGUGUCGAAGGACAAUGUGUCUGUGAAGAAGGCUACGUAGGUGAUGAUUGUUCCGAUGUAUCUCCACCAAAAGAUCUGAUGGUUAUAGAUGUGACAGAUAAAACUGUCAACUUGGAAUGGAAGAAUGAAAAUGAGGUGACUGAGUACCUCAUCACCUACACUCCUACUGGCAUUGGUGGCUUAGUUUUUGAGUUCCGAGUGCCUGGAAACCAUACGUCAGCCACCAUCCGGGAGCUGGAGCCUGGUGUGGAAUACUUCAUCCGCGUCUUUGCCAUCCUGAAGAAUAAGAAGAGCAUCCCGAUUAGUGCUCGGGUAGCGACUUAUUUGCCCGCUCCAGAUGGCUUGAAGUUCAAAUCUGUUAAAGAGACAUCAGUGGAAGUGGAGUGGGAUCCCCUGGACAUUCCAUUCAGUGGGUGGGAGAUUGUUUUCCACAGCUUGAAAGAGGAAGACAAUGGUGGAAUCAGGAGCAGCCUGAAAAAGCCUCAAACGUCCUAUCUGCAACCAGGCCUGGCACCAGGACAACAAUAUAACGUGUCUCUUUACGUUGUGAAGAAUCAAACCAGAGGACCUGGCCUCUCUAGAGUCAUAACUACACGGCUUGAUGCCCCCAGCCAUAUUGAGGCAAAAGAUGUUACAGACACCACAGCGCUGAUCACAUGGUUUAAACCAUUGGCUGAGAUUGAUGGUAUUGAGCUGAAGUUUGGGCCGAAGGAUGCCCCAGGGGACCGAACAUCCAUUGACCUCUCAGAGGAUGAAAAUCAGUACUCCAUUGGGAAUCUGAAGCCACACACCGAAUAUGAGGUGACACUAGUGUCCCGACGUGGGGACAUGGAGAGCGACCCUGUGACAGAAACCUUUGUCACAGAGCUGGAUGCUCCAAGAAAUCUGAAGCGCCUGUCUCAGACAGACACCACUAUCACCCUGGAGUGGAAGAACAGCCAAGCAACGCCUGAAGCUUAUAGAAUCAAGUAUGCCCCCAUUUCUGGUGGAGAUCAUGCUGAAGUCACAGUGCCCAGAAGCCACCAAGACACAACCAAAGCAACACUCACAGGUCUCAGGCCAGGAACAGAAUAUGGCAUUGGAGUGACAGCUGUGAAGCAGGACAAAGAGAGUGCUCCUUCUACCAUUAAUGCUGGAACUGAUUUGGAUCGUCCUAAGGACUUGGAAGUCACUGAUCCUACUGAAACAACUCUUACCUUGCGCUGGAAACGACCCCUGGCCAAAAUUGACCGCUAUCGCCUUACUUACACAACCCCAUCAGGGCAAAAGGAUGAGAUAGAGAUUCCUGCAGAUAGUACGUCUCACAUUCUGCGGUCGUUAGAUGCCGGAAUAGAGCACACCAUCAGCCUUGUAGCCGAGAAAGGCAGGCACAAAAGCAAGCCAGCAACUGUGACUGGCUCUACAGAAGAGGAACCUGAGCUGGGGAAUUUAUCAGUCUCAGAGGUUCAUUGGGAUGGAUUCCAGAUCACCUGGACGGCUGAAGAAGGGGCCUAUGAGAACUUUGUCAUACAGGUGCAGGAGCCAAACCAGCCAGAAGAUGGGAGGAAUCUCACCGUCCCUGGAAAUUUCCAAUCUGUGGACCUCACUGGCCUUCUGCCAAACACUCUGUACACGAUCACACUGUAUGGUGUGACUCGGGGAUACAGAACUAAACCCCUCUCAGUUGAAUCCACAACAGCAAUGAAGCCAGAAGUCAGCGAUCUAACUGUUUCGGGCAUCACCCCUGAAAGCUUCAACCUUUCCUGGAUGACCACCAAAGGAGACUUCGAGAACUUUAUCAUUGAAAUUGUUGAUUCCAACAGGUUGCUGAAACCCAUGGAAUACAACGUCUCGGGCCAUUUAAGGACUGCUCAUAUCUCAGGGCUGUCCCCCAAAACCAAUUUCAUUAUCUACCUCUAUGGAGUCACUCGUGGAUUCCGUACGCAAGCAUUAAGCGCUGCUGCUACUACAGAAGCAGAACCUGAAGUGGACAAUCUUCUGGUGUCGGAUGCAACACCUGAUGGCUUCCGUCUGUCUUGGACGGCAGAUGAUGGAGCCUUUGACAGUUUUCUUCUGAAAAUCAGGGAUGCCAGGAAGGUGUCGGACCCUCUGGAACUCAUUGUGCCAGGCCAUGAGCGCACCCAAGAUAUAGUAGGGCUGAAAGAAGGCACUGUAUAUCACAUUGAUCUUUAUGGAGUUACCAGUGGACGGCGUUCCCAACCUAUAAAUUCAGUCGCUACAACAGCGAUGGGAUCUCCCAAGGAAAUCACCUUCUCAGAUAUUACCAAAGACUCAGCUGUGGUCAGCUGGACGGCCCCACCGACACGGGUGGACAGCUUCCGGAUUACCUACGUUCCAGUUACAGGAGGUCCCCCCAAUGCUGUGACAGUAGAUGGAAGCAAGAGUAGUAUUAAGCUAGUAAAACUGAUCCCUGGAGCGGAGUACAUCGUCAGUAUCAUCUCCGUCAAAGGCUUUGAGGAAAGUGAGCCUGUUUCUGGAUCUCUGACCACAGCUUUGGAUAGCCCAUCGGGGCUAAUGGCGGUGAACAUCACAGAUUCCGAAGCAUUGGCUGUCUGGCAGCCAGCAAUUGCUGCUGUAGAUGAGUACGUAAUUUCCUACGGAACGAAGGACGAGCUGGAAGUAACUCAACGUGUCUCAGGCAACACUGUAGAAUAUGAUCUCACUGGCCUUCGUCCAGCCUCUGAAUAUACACUCCGUAUCUAUGCCAGAAAGGGGCCACAGAAAAGCACAGUCAUCUCCACCAGAUUCACUACAGGUGUCGAUGCCCCAAGGGAUCUGACUGCCACUGAUAUUCAGUCUGAAUCAGCACAGCUGAAAUGGAAGCCUCCCCGUGGUUCUGUUACAGGUUACCUCCUGAUCUAUGAAUCCAUUGAUGGCACAGUCAAGGAAGUUAUCCUGGGACCUGAGUCGACUUCCUACAGCUUAGCAGACCUGAAUCCAAACACCCACUACACGGUGAAGUUACAGGCCCUAAACCAGAACUUGAAGAGCAAGAUCAUCCAAACAAUGUUCACCACAGUUGGGGGUUUGUAUCCUUACCCCCGAGACUGCUCCCAAGCUUUGUUGAAUGGAGUAACAGCCUCCGGCCUCUACACAAUUUACCUGAACGGUAGCAAGUCUCAGCCUGCAGAGGUGUACUGCGACAUGACGUCCGACGGAGGCGGAUGGAUUGUGUUUCUAAGAAGGCAGAAUGGAAAGGAGGACUUCUACCGCAACUGGAGGACUUAUGAGACUGGAUUUGGAAACCCCAAGGAUGAAUUCUGGCUAGGCCUGGACAAGCUCAACAAAAUCACUUCCCAGGGCCAGUAUGAGUUGCGGGUGGAUUUGCGUGAUCAAGGAGAAACUGCUUAUGCCCUCUACGACAAAUUUUUAGUCGGAAAUGCCACGACUCGCUACCGGCUGAAUGUGGAUGGGUACAGUGGCACGGCAGGCGAUUCCAUGACCUACCACAACAAGAGCAGAUUUUCCACUUUCGACAAGGACCAUGACUCAGCCAUCACUAACUGUGCCUUGUCAUACAAGAGUGCUUUCUGGUACAAGAACUGUCACCGUGCGAACCUGAUGGGUGUAUAUGGGGAUAACAAACACAGCCAGGGUGUCAACUGGUUCCACUGGAAGGGCCACGAGCACUCCAUCCAGUUUGCGGAGAUGAAACUGAGGCCCCACAGCUUUAGGAAUCUCGAAGGCAGAUGGAAGAGAUCAUAAAACCCCCUCCGUAGGCCUGGCCAAGAGAGAAAAAAAGAAUGGAAUGGGGGGAGAGAGAAGGUUGUGGUUUGCUUGUUUGUUUCCAGAAAUUUGGGGAAGGGAGAUUAGCAAAGAAGAUGGGAACUUUACCAAAUCAUCAGUGUUGCUUGACAUAACCAUGGCUCCUUCAACCAUUUUUAUUGGGGGUGGGAUGGGAAAGCCUUCUUCAAAACGUAGUGUGCUCAAUGGAGCAUCUUUUUUUUCCCCUGUCCGUAGCUAGCUUUCUCUGCACCAAAGAUGACAAUCGCCAGGGAGGGACUGGGGAGGGGGAAGGGUGUCAGGGGAAAGGACAUGAUCCGGCAUAUUGACACAUUCACACAGAAAAGAGGGUUAUACAAACUAAGUUUUACUCAGAGUAGACCCAUUUAAAUCAAUGCACCUAAGUUAGUCCUAUCAUUCAUUUCAAUGGGUCUCCUCUGAGUAGGACUAACAUUGAAUACUGCCCAUGCAUUCUUAUUGGGAUCUUUGUAAGCCAUCCUUGAGCUUUUAGCUGAUCAUCUGGAAGCUUUUCUCACUGUAUAUACACAGGUUGGAUCCAGACUUCACCAUGGCUAACUGAAGUCCCAACCUUCUCCAAGCAUGACUUAGAGCUGCAAUCCUAUCCCCACUCUCCUCGGAGUGGUACUGGCUGAUGCCCAGUGGGAUUGGUAGGGCAGGCAACAGAGAGCCCAACAGUAGGUGGAACCAUAGCCAGUGAUAGAGCCAGAGCCAAUCACAGGCAGGGCCAACUAAUUCUAGUUUUGUUUCUGCCCUUUUCCCUCCUGAGGACUACAAGGGCAUCACUGAGACUAAGGAGGAGGAAGGUGACAGUUGGGGCCACUCUGGACUGGUUGUAAGUAAGAAGGUAGCUGGCCUUGGAGGAAUCAUUGCUGAGGUUGGUGGAGCAGCGUUCCACUUGCCCUACUGUUGCAGCUCCAUUGUCUGGGAGUAAGCCCCAUUGAAUUCAAUGGGAUGGAACUUCUGAGCAGACAUGGUAAGGACUGCACUGUAAGCCUGGAUCCACCCUGUAUAUAAACACACAGAGAAAGGAGGGCAUGUAAACAUUUCAGCCUAAAAUUAAUAUUAUUAAUAUAAUGAAAAAAUAACAGUAAGGAUGAAAAUAAUAAGCUAAGUUUUUGUCAUCAUUUUUUAAAAAAAGCAAUCCAUGCUUUCAAAAAACAACAACAGCAGGACAGUGUCUGAUUGUACAUUUUUUUUUAAAAAAAAACAGAUUAAA
Messenger RNA from Rhineura floridana, 7437 nucleotides. RefSeq names its product tenascin C (gene TNC). NCBI's taxonomy places the organism in Eukaryota, Metazoa, Chordata, Lepidosauria, Squamata, Rhineuridae. The coding region runs from base 474 to 6182 and encodes 1902 amino acids. The transcript has 24 exons. The record is from RefSeq and is a predicted model, not a curated record. Gene Ontology annotation, molecular function: protein binding.